Messenger RNA from Postia placenta MAD-698-R-SB12, 1515 nucleotides. RefSeq lists its product as hypothetical. Gene Ontology annotation, molecular function: threonine deaminase activity; L-serine ammonia-lyase activity. The record is from RefSeq and is a predicted model, not a curated record. Gene Ontology annotation, biological process: L-serine catabolic process; L-threonine catabolic process. The transcript has 8 exons. The coding region runs from base 1 to 1515 and encodes 504 amino acids. Lineage: Eukaryota; Fungi; Basidiomycota; Agaricomycetes; Polyporales; Adustoporiaceae.
AUGUCUGUCGAAGACCAGUUUCCGGGGAAGCUCUGGCUCGAAACACCACUCAUACACUCACCGCAUAUCUCCUCUCGUUUGGGGUGCAAUGUCUACUUGAAGCUGGAAUCUUUCAAAUUCCGUGGAAUAUCUCACUUUGCACAAAAUGCACGGAAAACACAUGGCCCUGACGUACAUCUUGUCAUUGCCUCAGGAGGAAAUGCAGGUAUUGCCGCCGCAUGUGCCGCCCAUGCGCUUGGAUUGCGAUGCACGGUGUUUCUGCCUGAAGGCGCGAGUGCAUCGACUCUGGACUUCCUGAAAGGAGAAGGUGCAGAGGUUAUCAUAGAGGGGUCGUACUACCUUCAGGCACUGGGAGCGGCCGAAAGAGUCGUCAACGCAGAGACGAACGCCGUAAUGAUUCCUGCUUACGAUGACGCUAUUGUCUGGGAAGGGCACAGCUCAAUGAUACCGGAAAUUGCACAGCAACUCCCUCCUGGAACUCGGCCCGAUGCCGUAGUGUGCAGCGUCGGUGGGGGAGGGCUUUCCGGAGGCGUCAUGAUGGGAUGCAAGUCUGUCGGGUGGGACGACGUACCUUUCAUCGCGCUCGAAACGACUGGCUCCAACUGCUUCUAUGAGGCAUUGGCUGCUAAUACGGGCGCCUUCUCCACAAGCGGUCUCGCUUCAGCUAACGUGCGAGUAGAAUAUGACGCUACUCACGACGUCAACAUCGCACACCUGGCCACCCUGAAGUCUAAAGCAACGUCUCUCGGUGCAUCUUCAGCAGCACCAGGAGUGGUCAGAAUGGCGCUCGAUAGGAAGGGGGGUAUCAAGAGUGUCUGCGUGCCUGAUGAGUUCGCUAUGCAAGCGGCAAUACAAUUUGCGGAGGACCAUAAAACAGUGGUGGAGCUCGCUUGUUCGACAACACUUACGGCGGCGUACAAUCGCGCGCUGUUCGACAAGUUGGUUCCACCGUCGCCUUCCGGUACUUCUAGGACAGUUGUGUUCGUUGUGUGCGGCGGCUACAAGAUCUCGCUCGAGGAGCUAGAAGAUUACCGUACAAUUGUCGAAUCAAGUUUGCGGGAAACAAAGCAAUGGGACGUUCUCUGUAAUGGUGAGCAAUGGAUACCAAAUUCCUACGCGUACCUCAACCGAGUCGUCGGUAGAGCAAGCUUAGUGCUCGUCCGUGUUCCCGGAGGCCUGACUUUCACGUUCUCUCUCUGCCCUCUUCUCAGCGUUGCGCACCCGUAUCUUAGCCAGUUCCUCCUUCAAACAGUCGGAAAAGGAUGGAGUCUUGCCGUGACUAGCCGCUCGUCAGGAGGAAAUAUUUUGUCCUUGUACUGGAAAGGCGCAUGGAUAAGUCGUCCAGAACAUUACGUCCGAAACGUAUGCCCCGUUUGUACUGACGUUCCGGCGGUACCAUUCAGGGUCGCCGUAGUGCAGCAUCAUGGCGACUGGGAAGAACACAUAGACGGCAAACUUGAAUACUUCAAGAUUUGGGCCGCCCAUCGCGCGCUGGAGUUUCACUCGAGCGUGUAG